AUGGAGCGCUGGCCUUGGCCGUCGGGCGGCGCCUGGCUGCUCGUGGCGGCCCGUGCGCUGCUGCAGCUGCUGCGCGCAGACCUGCGUCUGGGCCGCCCGCUGCUGGCGGCGCUGGCGCUGCUGGCUGCGCUCGACUGGCUGUGCCAGCGCCUGCUGCCCCCGCCGGCCGCACUCGCCGUGCUGGCCGCCGCCGGCUGGAUCGCGUUGUCCCGCCUGGCGCGCCCUCCGCGCCUGCCGGUGGCCACUCGCGCGGUGCUCAUCACCGGCUGUGACUCUGGUUUUGGCAAGGAGACGGCAAAGAAGCUAGACGCUAUGGGCUUCACGGUGCUGGCCACCGUGUUGGAGUUGGAUGGCCCUGGUGCCCUAGAGCUGCGUGCCUGCUGUUCCCCUCGCCUAAGGCUGCUGCAGCUGGACCUGACCAAGCCAGCAGACAUCAGCCGAGCACUGGAGUUCACAAAGGCCCACACCACCAGCACAGGCUUGUGGGGCCUGGUCAACAAUGCAGGCCACAACAAUGUAGUGGCCGAUGUGGAGCUGUCUCCAGUGGCCACAUUCCGCAGCUGCAUGGAGGUGAAUUUCUUCGGCGCGCUUGAACUAACCAAGGGCCUGUUGCCACUGCUGCGGCGUUCUAGGGGUCGCAUCGUGACUGUGGGCAGCCCAGCAGGAGACAUGCCAUACCCAUGCUUGGCGGCCUAUGGGACCUCCAAAGCGGCCAUGGCACUGCUCAUGGACACAUUUAGCUGUGAACUUCUGCCCUGGGGGGUCAAGGUCAGCAUCAUCCAGCCUGGCUGCUUCAAGACAGAGUCUGUGCAGAAUGUGGGCCAGUGGGAGCAGCGUAAACAGCUGCUGCUGGCCAGCCUGCCCCGAGAGCUGCUCCAGGCCUACGGUGAGGACUACAUCGAGCACUUACAUGGGCAGUUCCUGCAUUCGCUGCGCCUGGCGCUGCCAGACCUCAGCCCAGUUGUAGAUGCCAUCACCGACGCACUGCUGGCAGCUCAGCCACGCCGCCGCUAUUACCCAGGCCGUGGCCUGGGGCUCAUGUACUUCAUCCACUACUACCUGCCUGAGGGCCUGCGGCGCCGCUUCCUGCAGACCUUCUUCAUCAAUCACUGUCUGCCAAGAGCACUGCGGCCUGGCCAGCCUGGCUCUACCCCAGCCCAGGAUGCAGCCCUGGACCCAGACCCAAACCCAGGCUCUUCCCCCAUGACGGCCCAAUGAGCAGUGCACACAGAUGGCUUAGCUGCUCUAGCAGACAAGGUCCCAUGAGCCCUUGGCCCUCCCCUGGGCCAUUGUGACCCCCCCCCCAAGUCUGCCCUAGAGCCUGGCCUAAAGGACCCCAGCCCUACCCACUCAGUCAUUGCCCCGGGCCAGGCCUGGUGAAGCUGAGGCUUCCCAGUGAACCUCCAGGCCUUUCUUCUGCUUCAUGAGCCCACACAGACCCUCCUGGGCACAAGGCUCCACCCUGUAGCUUGGAGAACCCAACUGGAUGGGGAGUUUUGUGCAAGACUUAGCUGUAGCCUUUGACAGGAUCCCGCAGACAGUGCCUCUGCAAACUAAGGAGUCACUGGGUGGGGUGGGGACCACCCUCAGGAUUUUUUCAAGGCACCAGUGCCUCAGUGCUGCGAUUCAAAGGGUAAAUCCUGUUUCUUGACUGGCUCAAGAAUUAGGGUCCCGACCACCCACCCCAAACCCCCCUAGCCAUAGGAGGUUCCAUACCCUACUUGCCUGAUUGCCAUCUUUGAAAUAAAGACAAAUUUUUAUUUCUCCUAGAAUGGGGGAGAUGCUGUGUUUGGAGGGUGUGACUGUCUGAGUGCCAGUCUGUGACUGUGUGACAGAUUGGGAACUGCCUGGGGAACCCCUGGUGGUCAGCAUGGGCCAAGGCUCUGGACAAAGAUUCUGUGCUUCAUACCUUUUCCUGUUCGUUGACUGUGGGCAGGUCAU
Molecule: messenger RNA, 1941 nt
Organism: Lynx canadensis (Canada lynx)
Lineage: Eukaryota; Metazoa; Chordata; Mammalia; Carnivora; Felidae
Gene: HSD11B2
Product: hydroxysteroid 11-beta dehydrogenase 2
Exons: 5
Coding region: 1-1218 (405 amino acids)
Molecular function (GO): oxidoreductase activity
Source: RefSeq, a predicted model, not a curated record